UGUCACCGUAGUCCCACGUCAAUAAGGCACCUACUUCGUACUCAACAGUCAUCACCAACACUACCUUACCCUACCACUGUACGCACUCUCCUCGACAUCGUCAUCACGACACCCAGCGCGUACUCCAAAGCGAUGAUUUGAUCCUUUGUCUUUCAAAGCCAUAUCAGCGCCGAAUACGUUCAACUUUCUCGUCCAAACUCAAGAGAAUGCCUGCGCUUCAGAGCCUCUUGACCUUCCCAAGAUCAAACGUUCCAUCUCCCCGUUCCGCCGUGGCGUAGUGCCGGCAUGAAGACUGAGAACAAACCGGACCCCGUCCAAAGUCUAGUGGUAUGAGAAUUUUCUAGCUCUUCCUCAGCUCAAGGCCCGCUACACAUGAACAUUUUGUCGAGUCGGCACGUAACUUCAACGAGUCGGAGGUAAACAUUGACGUCAGGCUAACUCAUCGUCAGGACGCGUUCCACAGUCUGCUCGACGAGGCUCUCAUAGUUGCAAUUGCUGGCGACUACAAUCUCGCUGAUCCAAAGGCCUACGAUGCAGCCAAAGCCACUCUCGAGGGCCUGGCGCAAAGCGUGCCGUCCGAGGAAGCUACCGGCUUCAACCCCAGCGGCAUUCCCAUCGCGCCGGAAGGCGACAGUGACGGACUGAAGGACGAGCCAACGACGACGCCCAGCGUCAGCCACCCGGCUUCCCAGACCAAUGCAACCGAUCCGUCAAGCAUAGGCUCGGCCGCGGUAGACUGCUCGGCUGCCAUCCCCCGUCUCACGACGUUUGACAAUGACAGCGAAGAGUCUAAGUUGCUCUUGCUGCAGUCAAUGUUCGCCGACCUCAAGCCAUAUGACGUCGAGUACUCUCUCAAGAAGGCCAAUGGUGACGUUCAGACUGCCUUGGACGACCUUCUCAACAUUCAGUACCUCACCUCCACAGGUCAGCAGAUGAAGGGUAUAGACGGUUUUUUCACGCCUGAAGACGCGACUGCCUCCAAGGGAAAGCGGAAGAAGAAGGGUAAGAAAGCUCCAAAUCCAGGAUCGGAUUUGGCCGACACCACGCCUCCCAACCUCGAGACCAAUGGUCAAGAUGACAUCCAGUAUAUCGCCGAAAGGUUCGGUAUGCGCUCAGAGGAAGUGUCGGAAGCGUACCAUAAAUGCGACCGCUCCAAAGGCGCAACGGCUGUCGAACUCCUGGACCAGUUUCUGUCCCACGGGAUCGAGACUCAAGACGAGGCAGGCAAAGAACAUGCAGAGGCGAUGACACGCAAAUACCGGCACGUUCCCGAAAAGUACAUGCCCACCAUCGUUCACGUCGCCGGGUCGAUUCCGCAGUUUGCCGACGAUCUGGCCUCGCUGCUCAACCGGCAUUUUACAAAGCAGCCAAAGGCACAGAAGCUAGGUCUGACUUAUAGACUGACGCCGCUGCCGCGAGAUGGGAUCGAGGGCGCUGAUGUCCCGGCGCCCACUUCCAAGGCUGCUGGACAGGUGGGGAUGCUCGCCACAAAAGCUCCCGCUGUCCCGUCCAUGGACUAUUCGCAGGCUGUUCAGGCGGCAAAUAGCUACCACCAAGCUCGGGUAGAUGCGCUCUCUUCCGCGGCCCAGUUCCAUCGGAGAGGUGCUUCGAGCCCGCUGUACAGGCAGGCCGCCUCGUACUACACCGACCGUGCCCGCGAGCAGGCCAGGUACGCUCAACAGGCUACUGCCACAGCCGCGGACCUGCUGGUGGAGGAGCAGAGCACAUCGAACUCGAUCGACCUGCACGGCGUCGUGAUCCAGGACGGCGUGAGGAUUGCGCGUCAGAAAACGCAGGACUGGUGGCAGGGGCUCGGCGAGUUCAGAAGCAAAAAGGCCAGGGAGCAGGGCGGCUUCACCGUCAUCACAGGCCUCGGCCGCCAUAGCACUGGCGGCGUCUCGCAGCUGAGACAGGCCGUCGCCGCGGCCCUCCUGCAGGACGGGUGGAAGUUUCAUGUAGAGACGGGCAAAUUUGUCGUGACUGGACGUCGUUGAUGGUGCCCGUGCCCCCUUUUGCGGAGAAGUUGAGGGGUUCUGGGGCGUGGCAUGGCAUGGAAUGUUUUUGAGUACAUGGUUUCUGGCAUAGCGGAUGGGCUGGAGUAGAGGUCAGGAUAGACGUGAUACCAACUGUAGAGGAGUUUACUGGAAAGUCUACCC
Molecule: messenger RNA, 2156 nt
Organism: Purpureocillium takamizusanense
Lineage: Eukaryota; Fungi; Ascomycota; Sordariomycetes; Hypocreales; Ophiocordycipitaceae
Exons: 2
Coding region: 813-1994 (393 amino acids)
Molecular function (GO): ubiquitin binding
Source: RefSeq, a predicted model, not a curated record